Thermothelomyces thermophilus ATCC 42464 is the source of this 1805-nucleotide messenger RNA. RefSeq lists its product as uncharacterized. Gene Ontology annotation, cellular component: plasma membrane. The transcript has 5 exons. The coding region runs from base 235 to 1695 and encodes 486 amino acids. The record is from RefSeq and is a predicted model, not a curated record. NCBI's taxonomy places the organism in Eukaryota, Fungi, Ascomycota, Sordariomycetes, Sordariales, Chaetomiaceae. Gene Ontology annotation, molecular function: phosphoprotein phosphatase activity.
GGUCCGAUCCGGAUUUCCCGCAACAAUAGCUUUUUGCUUUCCGUGCUGCGAAGUCCUUUCGAGAUUUCGGACGACGGCCAAUUCAACGGAGGUUGUGGAAAGGCGAACCGGGGAAAGCGGCGCAACGGGCGUGCACCGGUGAGAUAGAGGGGUUGAACUGCGCUGGAAAGCUUGGAUCAUCGGAGGGCGUGGAUCUGCACGUUACAUUCAUCGGCGCCGCCUUCGACAACCGGUAUGUCUCGGGGCAUGGAGGAGAGGCCGCAAGUGGCCGCGGAGAGCUCGAAGGAAAAGGAGACGCUGGCCCCCGAGGACGGAGCGAGUUCCAAGAAUAAUAGGGGCCUGUUACCGGUUCCGUCAAGGUCGUCUUCCCAAAGAGUCCAGCCGUCACCGACCGCGACAGGAUUAAGCGGUGCGACCGCCGGUGAUUCGAGAGACAGCAUCGGAGGACGCUCCAAGGAAUCUAGAGGCAGACCAACAGCGACGCCAGGCCAAUCGGAACCGAACUCGCUUGCGGCAACCUCCCAGAGGAAGAAGAAGGGCGGCUUAUUCGCCUUAUUUGCGUGCUGCGGUGUGCCGGACAACGCCAACGGCCUCGAGUCAGAGACGCCGCUCCCGACUCACAAGCUCGAGAAAAUACCUGCGCGACCACAAACCGCCAGCCGUAGGACGGCCACACCCUCGGAGCAGCCCUCCGGCAGCAGGAUCCAGCUUUCCGAGAAAGAGCCCAGCCAGUCACCUUCAGUCCCUCAAGGGCCAGCAAAGAACGCGAGGCGGAUCUCGGGCACCAGCACUCAGGACCAAUCUACCGUAGGUGGCGAGCGCGACAAUGAGUCGAAGCAGACGACACUCGUUGGCCCAGGCGCAAGCAAUCCGGUAAUCUCAGUGGAGCCGCCGCACGCGACAGGCACGGAUGCCGAAAAGGUGGAGGAGGCUGCCUCGGAGAAGGAUGCCGAGGGUGAUGUGCAAAUGCCAGAUGCUGAGAAUGCGCGGCAGCUAGUGAGCCAAGGAGCCGCGGCAACCGCAGAGGAAACACUACCAAGGGUUCCCCCUCCGCCUUCGGGACCGAUACCAGCAGUUCCAAGCGCUCCAAGCAACGCACUAAUCGAAAGCCCACCGGUCUUUGCUCCGGACCAACCUCAAAGGUUCCUCCUGCCUCCUCAGGCGCCCGAGCACAAGGGCCGGAAAUGCCUAGUUCUCGAUCUCGACGAGACAUUGGUCCACAGUUCGUUUAAGAUUCUUCACCAGGCCGACUUCACAAUACCGGUGGAGAUCGAAGGGAACUACCACAAUGUCUACGUCAUCAAGCGCCCCGGUGUCGAUCAGUUCAUGAAGAGAGUCGGCGAGCUCUACGAAGUCGUGGUUUUCACGGCCUCGGUUUCCAAGUACGGCGACCCGCUUCUCGAUCAGCUGGACAUUCAUAAGGUGGUUCACCACCGGCUGUUCAGGGAGAGCUGCUACAACCAUCAGGGUAACUACGUGAAGGACUUGUCGCAGGUCGGCCGCGACCUGAAGGACACCAUUAUUAUCGACAACUCGCCGACCUCGUACAUCUUCCACCCGCAACACGCUGUUCCCAUCAGCAGUUGGUUCUCCGAUGCCCACGAUAACGAGCUGCUCGAUCUUAUCCCCGUUCUCGAAGACCUGGCUGGCCCCACCGUCCGGGACGUCAGCCUGGUCCUCGAUGUCACUCUUUAACAGUCACGGUUUUCUCUUUUUGCGGCGUAGCUUCUCUCGAUCGAAUUGGCGCUAAACAACCAUGAAUCGAUCUCGUACAAGAUCAGGGGACCCCGGCCGCAUGCGCAAUA